AUGAAUUCAACUUCUCUUCACCAUUGUAGAACAAUUACUCAAUCUGUAAGAGAAAAUCCUUUAAAUAGCUUUUUCGAUCGACUCAGUUCAGCUCAAUUGCCAAACUACAAUCAGAUUAUUCAAAAACCAAUAGAUUUUGAAACGAUCUUGAAAAAUCUCGAUCAUGGCGAUUAUAAGACCAUUGCUGAGUGGUACAAUGAUAUGCUGUUAGUAUAUCAAAAUGCUUUAACAUAUCACCAACCAGAUGGAGUUUGGCAUCGCGUUGCAGAGUACUGCCUGGCCGAUUUCAAGAAAAGAUAUCAUGAUAUACAAACCCAGUCAAUGCAGAAAUGGUAUGAGCUUCUUAAUCAGAAAAUGGUUUCUCUUAGCGAAUUAAUUGGAAACAGUCCAGUUCCACAAAUUAUAGAUCCACUUAUUAUUUCCGUAGUAAAGAAGGCAGAGUUGAUGGAUCCGCCAUCAUCUUCAGCAAUUGCUGAACUUGUAGAAACAAUUAACAAAAAGAUCAAUGAACAACAAUUUAAAGUCGAUAUAUUAACAAUACUAAACAAAACACAGCCAGAGUUGAAAAUAGAAGGCGAAGAAUUUACUGUCGAUGCAGACACCUUAAAUAACACUGCAUUAAAUGCAUUGAUAUUAUACUCAUCUUCCUGCUAA
Molecule: messenger RNA, 654 nt
Organism: Trichomonas vaginalis G3
Lineage: Eukaryota; Parabasalia; Trichomonadida; Trichomonadidae
Product: chromatin organization
Exons: 1
Coding region: 1-654 (217 amino acids)
Molecular function (GO): protein binding
Source: RefSeq, a predicted model, not a curated record